Molecule: messenger RNA, 3277 nt
Organism: Nymphalis io (European peacock)
Lineage: Eukaryota; Metazoa; Arthropoda; Insecta; Lepidoptera; Nymphalidae
Exons: 3
Coding region: 475-945 (156 amino acids)
Cellular component (GO): membrane
Source: RefSeq, a predicted model, not a curated record
UAGGGGUUGCGAUAGCUGGCGCAACGAUGUGUCGCAACCAUGUGAAGGAAGCUUGAAAUAAUCUGUUGCGCCUAAACGCACAGCACAGAGUAAAAUUGAUGGCAUUAAAAUAUUAUUAUGAUUAUGUAUCGCUUGACAUAAAAAAAUCAAAAAACUUACGUUUAAAGUUGUAGAUAAUAAAAUUAGCUCUAGAUAAUUUUCUGUAGAUACGAAUACGCAGGAAAAGAAUAAGGAAAAUACCUUUGAAUAUUUGUUAAGUUGCUUAUAAUUUUAUGCCACAAUUUUAAAAGGGGUUUUCGUUUCGCAACACUUGCAAAUUGUUUUAAAUCAACCAAUUAAUGUGCUUUAUCUAUCUGAUAUAUUGAUACAAAUUGAUUUAAGCUAGUUAUUAAGAGUAGUAAAUCACUAAUUGCAUUUGCAUUUUUGUAAAACUUUCAACCUCAACGUACCUGUUUCAUAAUAUAAAAAUCUACAAUGUUUGAUCACUUUGCUCAUGGCACACCAGUUGCCGCUGAACCUCCGCCUCCUCAAAAAGUUUUAAGAUUUGAUAAGGGUUAUUGGAAGACAAUGCCCGGCAUCUUGAAAAUAGUAGAACUGGUAUCCAAUAUCGUUGGUUUUAUUUGCAUAAAGAUAUCCUGGGCAUGGCUUUCAGCUAUCUUUUACAAUAUAUUAUAUUGGGUGGGAAAUAUCAUAACGGCAUUCCUAUUUCUUAUGUAUACAUUUCACUUUGUGGAGAAGUAUGACCGCUGGCCUUGGCACAAGUUGGAGUUUUUCUUUUGUUCAGCGAUGUCAUUGUCGUACAUUGGUACAUCUAUAUUUGCAAUGACACUUGGAGAAAGUGUGGGGUAUGCUGUUGGGUUCUUUGGCUUAUGGGCAAUUAUAGCAUAUGGCUUAGAUGCAUAUUUAAAAUACAAGGGAUGGAAAAGGGGAUUGCCACCACAAUGACAAAAUCUCAACACUAAAAUGUUUGGUAAACUUUUAUAGUUUAUAAGAUUACAUCAUUAGCCUGCAGUGAAAACUGAUUGUAGGGAUUAAAUUGCAGUUAAUAAUUUAUUUUAUAGAAGAAACUUCCAAAGUAAUUGUUAGUGAAACAGUUGUCAAGAGACAAUUCUUACAAUAUGGAUUAUUUGUAAAUGCUAACCAAGUGAAAUUGGGUAUUAAAAGCUCAAAUUAAUUAAUGCUUUUGGAAUUUUCACUGUAGGACAAUGACUGAAAACAUUGUACCUAUAAAUGUUAAGUGUUUUGAUUUUUUUUAUUAAUUAUUGUAUAGACCAAGGUUGUGUAUAUAAUGCACAAUUUUUUUAAGAUUUUAGAAACAAGACUACAAUAUAUUGGCAAUGGCACAUUAGAUGGCAACUAUUGAUCAAAAUGUGUCCAUUUUUAAAAAUACAUCUACAUUGUAUAUUUUUAUAUAAAUAUUCAGAAGAUUUAAGCUUCAAAUAUAUAUAUUUUUUUAUCAAUACUUGAAAUAAACUCAUAAGUUUUGAUUGAAUAAAUGAUUUUAUAAUAAAUUGCCAACGCACAUAUUGUAUUUUGUUACUGUAAAGGAACAAAAUAUUUUUCUAAAUACCAUAUAAAAUGUUAGUCAAUUCCUUCUGACACAUAUUUAUCUUUAAACUAACCCACCUUUACAUCUUGUUUUGAAAUAUUUCUUUAAAAUAAUAUACUGAAGUUUGUUGCCUAUCAUUUAUGUAUUCUAGUGCUAUAGUAUAUAGCAAUUUGUGCCUUAACAAUUAUCUUGUCAAUUAGUAAUAAGAAUAAAUUGUUAUAUAUAAUUAUUCAGGUUUUACUUACAUUCAAUAUCAAGGAUGGUCAUUUAUCUAGAUGAUUAUGUUGCAGACAUGUUGAACAAGCCGAAUGGCCCAAUGGUAAGAACGCGUGAAUCUUAACCGAUGAUUGUGGGUUCAAACCCGGGCAAGCACCAAAUGAAUUUUCAUGGGCUUUAUUUGUGAUUAUAAUUCAUCUCGUGCUUUACGGUGAAGGAAAACAUCGUGAGGAAACUUGCAUGUGUCUAAUUUCACUGAAAUUCUGCCACAUGUGUAUUCCACCAACCCGCAUUGGAGCAGCGUGGUGGAAUAAGCUCCAAACGUUCUCCUCAAAUAGGGAGAGGAGGCCUUUUUUUUUUUUUAUAGAAUAGGAAGGUGGACGAGCAUAUGGGCCACCUGAUGGUAAGUGGUCACCAAACGCCCUUAGACAUAGGCAUUGUAAGAAAUGUCAACCAUCGCUUAUAGCCAAUGCGCCACCAACCUUGGGAACUAAGAUUUUAUGUCCCUUGUGCCUGUAAUUACACUGGCUCACUCACCUUCCAAACCGGAACACAACAAUAUCAAGUAUUGCUGUUUUGCGGUAGAAUAUCUGAUGAGUGGGUGGUACCUACCCAGACGAGCUUGCGCAAAGCCCUACCACCAGUACUACCACUACUACCACUUUAGCCCAGCAGUGGGACAUUCACAGGCUGUUACGGAUGUUGAAUAAUUCGAUAAAAUAAGCGAAAUCAGAAUAAUUACAAAUAAUACAAACACUGUUUCAUUUAGUACUAAGAAUAGACCAUUUUAAGAUUACUAUUAAACGUCUGUCUUUUACAAAUUAGUAUUUUUGAUGGAACUUUAUUCAAGUAUUGGAUUAUGUAAUACUUUUUUGUAUGAAUAAAUUAUAUAUAAUAUCUUAUAAUGUAUAUGUAGAUGACCAAUACAUAGUAUAUAUUGGUCUCUGGUCGGUAACUUACUAUGGUGACUGUAUUUUCUAUAGACUUGAAGGAAUAAUUUAUACUUAAUAUUAUAUGCAUCUAUUUAUUUUAAAAUAAGGUAUAUUCCAUAAUUAGAUUUAAUAUUUUAAAUGUUUAGGUUAAAUAUUGUCAUUUCUAAUUUUUUUAUUGUAAAAUAAUUGUACCAAAACAAUAACGGUAAAGAAAUAAUCUUAUAAUAAUUUAAAAGUGUUUGAUAUAUCCAUGACGUGCAUUAGUUACACUGCACAGAGGGGAGGGGGUUAUUAUUCAUGUUGGGUGUAGUGACACCUCAAACACUUUCUAUCGAGAAAAAUGUAUCCCGUGUAUAGUUCACGCCGAUUUGCUUACUAUGAUUAUAAAAUCAUGUUAUCUGUUAUAGCAUAGUAUAUAUGUUGCUUUAAUGACAUAUUGACUUAUUGCAGCGACUAAUUGUGGACCAUAUGGUAUGUAUGACAUAUAUAAGUUUUCAUAUUUUAAACUAAAUAUGGUAAACUUAAGUGUUUCUUAAUUAAUAUAAAUAAUUGUUAACAUUUAAUAAAACAUCAACAAAAU